This is a messenger RNA of Gasterosteus aculeatus aculeatus (three-spined stickleback), 2658 nucleotides long. The record is from RefSeq and is a predicted model, not a curated record. NCBI's taxonomy places the organism in Eukaryota, Metazoa, Chordata, Actinopteri, Perciformes, Gasterosteidae.
CCCCAUGACAACAGGAAGAGGAUGAUGAUGAUGUUGGUGGGGAUGUUUUGUGAAAAUAAUUCCAUCUUUAGAGAUAUUUUCUAUGCCAAACCGUUAUAUGAUCCUGCUCCGCUUGGUUAUCUGUGGAACACAUAGAGACUGAUUUGGAAUAUCUGCGCGUGUUGUAAACAGCGAGCGUCUUCAUCUGGACCGCUGGACGACCUGAGAGUCAUCAAGGAUUGCGACACCACAUUGCAUUGGGUUUAAGCCAAUAAAGAUGUCCAAAAUCGAGCGUCUGAAUGCCCGGGUGGAGAAGCUGCUGUCUAAGGCUGUGCAGGAGGUUCUGGAGGUGGUGAAAGAGACCGUAUCCGAGUACCAGGAGAAAACCACGAGAACCCAGAGAGAGAACCAAAGUCUGAAGAGGAGGCUGCAGGAGCUGCAGGAGCAGAUACAUCUGGAAAGCAAUGGAGUUGUGGCACGAACGUCGAUUGCAUCGCAGCAGGAUGACGCUGAGCUCCGUCUGAUAGAGAAGAAACCGAAAGCAGAGGAUGACUUCGCGGCGGUCUGCGAAGACCUGGAAGCAUCCAUCUCAUCGUCAGCCACCACCCGCCUCUCCCCCACCACCCGACCACAUGUAGGAGGCGACGCACUGUCCAAUCCCCACCACGUGGGCUCUAUCACCAUGGUUACGAUGUCCGAAGACGACCACAAAAUGAAAGCAGAGCCUCUUUUGGACGAAGGAGCCGCGCGCACCACCAAUUGCCUCUAUGACGCGCCGGACGCGGCAUCCUGCCAGGGACCAAACCUAGAACCUCCCCACGCGCACCCGGGUCUCUACGGGGGGCAACGAUACAACGACACGGAAAAACAACAACAACAACAACAACACACAAAAACGGGCGGCCCGCGCUCGAGAGCGUUCCAGGGGACCGAGAGGAAACCUUACAGCUGCGCGCUGUGCGGGCGCACCUUCAGACACGCGGGCGACUACAAGAAGCACAGCAGGGUGCACACCGGGGAGAAGCCGUACUGCUGCUCGGUGUGCGGGAAGCGCUUCAGUCAGUCGGGCUACCUGACGGUGCAUCUGCGCUACCACACCGGGGAGAAGCCCUUCGGCUGCGGGCAUUGCGGCAAAAGUUUCAGUCACUCGAGCAACAUGAAGAAGCACCAGCAGACUCACCUGUGGAUGUCUAAACUUGACCGUUUGAAUGCCCGAGUGGCCAAGCUACUGACUGAAGCGGUGCAUGAGGUGCUCGGGGUGGUGAAGGAGACCGUGUCAGAGUACCAGGAGAAAACGGCCAGAACACAAAGAGAGAACGAGAGUCUAAAGAGAAAGCUGCAGGAGCUCCAGGACCAGCUAACACGAUCGAGCACAGCUGUUCCACGUACAAGUAGUUCGUCACCUCAAGAAAGACGAGACGCGCCGAGUCAGGAGCAGGUUUUGAUGCUCGCUUUGAGGCAGGACCUGCACCUCCCUCUCGCUGAGCAAAAGCAAAUAAUCAACCACAAACCUGUCAAGGAUGUGAAGAAGGAAUUGAAACCACAGGAGACCCACAAUAACACCGAGCCACAAGCUGAGUGCAACUCGGCACAAACUACAGAACAUUGGGUAGAACCAAAACAGGUGGUGACACACAUGAUUACGGAUGCAAUGACAGACCACACGUCAACCAGUGCAAACAGCGGAAUCAGUGCCGUCACACCCGAUGAUGCGUGCGCCUCUCAGUGUAGCCCCUCACUGGGGCUGAACCCGGGGAUUAUCAAAAGAGAGUGCGAACUGACCGACUGCACAGCAUCGGAGCCCCCGCCUCUUCAACGGCAAUUCAGUGGGUGUGUGGAUUUAAGCUGCAACUCUUCCCGUCAGAGCUCUGCCGGGACGCACAGGUCACACGUCGGCCCCGCGCCGCCGCACGGACGCUUGAUCGCGCACGCCAAACAAGCCACACCGAGGAGGCACGGCUUUGCAAAAAGCAACAGGGGCGCGUUCGACGGGAGAAGAUUCCGGGUGGAGCACUUCGGGGGAGAUGACACCCACUCGUGCGUCGUGUGUGGAAAGACGUUCAGCAGGGUGGGGAACUUGAGAAUCCACCAGCGGUGUCAUACAGGGGAGAAGCCGUACGGCUGCAUUCUGUGUGGGAGACGCUUCAGUCAGGCGGGAGACCUGAAAAAACACAAGAGGGUCCACACAGGGGAGAAACCGUACUACUGCAACCAGUGUGGAAAGAGCUUCAGUCGGGGGGAGAAUCUGAAAAGACAUCAGAAGAUUCACAUCGGAGAGGUUUUACAGUUGCAAUGAAUGUUACGCCAGACUCUAAAUUUUUUAGACCCUGUGAAGGAAGGGACUUUGCACUUAGUUUAAGAAAUAGUUGCAGUGAUAACAAAUAUUGAAACUAUUUUGGAAUCGUGGUUUGUGACAAGGAGUCUCCUGCUGUCCUGGUGUGCAGCCAGCUGUGCGCUUGUUACGCCUUUAACUCCUUUUGUGCUUCUAAUUGUGAAGGAACAGGGCAGUAGAUGGUAAUCAUUUAACCACAGAGGCUAGAGCUUUACAGAGCGAGGAAUGCACUGAUACUAUCAGUAUAUCGAUUUUACAAUCGACAUACUGACAUUUUUUGUUGUUUGUGGAAUUUCACAUCAUGAUGUUUUAAACAAAUCUGCUUAAAGGUCCUCCACUACCAUUCA